Molecule: messenger RNA, 1868 nt
Organism: Mercenaria mercenaria
Lineage: Eukaryota; Metazoa; Mollusca; Bivalvia; Venerida; Veneridae
Exons: 8
Coding region: 1-990 (329 amino acids)
Source: RefSeq, a predicted model, not a curated record
AUGAGGUCUAUGGAAAAUGGAGCAAAUUGUAUUAUUCCAGUACUGCUGGAGCCAUGUGAAAUACCAGUCACGCUGAAAGCUUUAACUUACAUCGAUGCAACUGCUCCUGAUAUAGAUAUACCUGCAAAAAUAGUUUCUGCUCUAAUACAAGGAGAGGCUGACUGUUUACCCUAUUCAGAAAUGAAUGAAAAUGGUUACAGCAUUACUCUUCAAGCACAAACAACUUCUCGCAUUCUUCACUGUCUACGGAUUCCAACCAAGUACCAGUUUAAAAUAGACACACAUCUCUUACAGAAGCUUGAAAGCAACAAAAUAAAGGUUUCAGAGCGACUUUUGGAAGAUGCAACAAGAACAAUCAACCAAGAUUCUGUGAUGAAUUCCUACGAUUAUCUUCGAAGAAGGAAUAUUGUUUGUUGGAGUGUGUUGACAAUUCCAUUCUUCGUACUGUUGUUUUUCUUCUUGUAUUAUAUGACCAUUGUCACACGUGCAUCUAGGACACCUUUCUCGGAAGAAGAUAUGCGAUUUAUUACCAAUACUUUUGCCUCUUUAAUGACAUGCAUGCCUUCAGUUUACGGCUUCUUUGCGUUGCUACUGAUUUGCGUUUUGCCGAUAAUCUGUCGCAGACGAAAAGCAGUAGUUAGACUACAGAAAACUUUACUACAUCUAUAUGAAGACGAAUUCAUCAGCAAUAACAUUCUUCUUAUCUUCUCGGGUAGAAAAUACAAACUACCAACUUUACACAUCAUGCGUUACAACAUUAAAAGAUGCAGAGACUAUCUAACUGUACUUGUGAAAAAGAAAAAUCCACAUUCUACAUGUGAAGAUGCGGAGUUAUAUGCGCGUUCGCUUAUCCAUGCGCAUUUGGAGGAAAUUAGUUUGGUGCUAGCAGAAAACUUCGAGAGUCUACCAGAGCGACCAUAUAACAGACAUACUGUAAAGAAAGGCAGAAUGUGCAUGUGUCAGAUCAUAGAAAACGAAGGCAUGCACUGAGAAGAAAACAUAAGGGAUAGAGGGACAUCAUCACUCCAUCUUAAAGUAUCAAAUAGACCUAUGUGAAAAACAAACAUAAAUACAUGUAUGUAAAUUACGCGUUGUGAAUGCAAACUUAAAUAAUUAGAUAUUUUUCGGAGGAAUACAGGAGUAUAUUUUUCCUGUUAGUAUUUCUUCUCUUUUUUUUUUUUUUGGCAGCGUAAUGGUGCCAGGAGAGGAGAGAUUUGUAGUAACUCUUACGUUGGACAUAAUAGCUUCUAAGUACGACUUACUACCUCGUACGCAGGACGUUUCCGAACUCCAAUGUAUAACUUACUUUCAGUUCUGUCCUUGUCUUGCAUUAAUCAUGCGAUUUAUGUGUGUGUCCCAGGAUAGGCCAGUGGAUGUUAGGAAACUGAUUCUACUUAUACAUUAUAUAGAAAUAAUUAGUUGUAACUGGAUUUUUAGAUCUGCUGAUACGAUUGACUUGAUAUUUUGAGUAUCUAUUCAGUGUUUUGAGAAUACAUAAGUGAUUGAAUUGAUAUCAGAUACGCACUGAAGGAAUGCAAUAAAUGUUCCAGAAACCAGGAGUGUACAGGAACGCGACAUAUCUUAGUUUUACUGUGAUUCAAAUGAAUGCAUUCUUUGUCAAAUGCUAUUAUCAGUUUUAUAAUAAUUUGAUGAGAAUUCCUCAAAUUUAUUUGGUAUUUAAUUGUUAUCAGUUGUUAAAGUUAAGUAAAUAGUGUAAGGUUCAUGGUCUACUAACUACUAAUGAACAUUAUUAACGUACCUGGCAUCUCAAGAAACAUGUUGCAUGAAUAAAACAAGGAUGAAUAUCCAACAGGGAAAGCCACUUUCUAAAAACGCAGCCUCCCCAAACUUAAACCCAGCAUGCGGAC